Elaeis guineensis (African oil palm) is the source of this 1720-nucleotide messenger RNA. Lineage: Eukaryota; Viridiplantae; Streptophyta; Magnoliopsida; Arecales; Arecaceae. The record is from RefSeq and is a predicted model, not a curated record.
UCUCCGGCACCAGUAUGUGCCGUUUUGCAUGCCGGAACCGUCUCGGUUCUCUGCCGGGAUGGUUCGGCACGCUCCAGACCGGGUGGUUCAACCCGGUAUGGCAAUCCUUGGUGAGAGCAUUGGGCAUAGCUGAUCAUUGCUCAUGAAGCCUGUAAAACCAUGCUCCCAUGUUUGGUUAAGCCACCCAUUUGGCUUAUCUCUGGACCAGAAAAUGUUCUAAAGAGAGAAAAACAAGAAAAAUUGGAGUGUAUUCACCUAUUCACAUAAAUGGAAAGAAAGUUCUGGUCAAAAAUCUAAUCCUAACAUAUCACAAGUUGAUGGGAUCUCAGCCAUUCACUAAACACUCCUUCCUUUUAAACUAGCCACAUAACUUGUUGAUCAAAAUCAAGACUGAUGCAAACAUGGAUAAUGUAAUAGGUCCCUUCCAAAGCUGUUAUAUAAGUUGUUAUUUUGUAUCUUGACAAGGAGCUAAAAAUCUUGACAAGGAGCUAAAAAUAACACACUGGAUGCUCAUUAGAAGGUGUUAUAGAAACCUUGCUGCGGAGAAAAAUGUACUGUCAGUGUGUGGAGUUUAAAUAAUCAAAGAAAUAAUUAUAUAAUAAAAGAAAGUCACACGUAACUCUAAAUGAGUACCUUUAUUAGGGUUGUGUUUUUUUAUAUGAAUUAGAAGUCAAUAUGAAAAGACGUACCUGCUUCAAUGCAUUCUCAUCCUUGUUGCCCCAGUUUAACAGCAGUACCGAAAUCAUUAAGUAUGCCCUUUCAUGAGUGGUAAGUGUUGCGACCUCCACCACGAAGAUGCUUUUGCCUCCAUAUGUAAGUCCACCUCGGACUCCUCUUAAAUAGAUGGCAAUAAGGUGAUAUGAAAUGCUAACGAACUUGGAAGAUACUACCUGAUGCAAAGAUGUCUGCAUUCUUUUUUUUUUCUUUUCUUUUUUUGAUUUCACUGCAACUAAACUUUUUCCCAUGUUUCAAAAAUUUGCAAAAUCAAAAAAAAAAAAAGUAAGCUUGCAGUACAUCCAAAAUCUUUUCCCCAUGCAUUCUGAAAGAAACCAACCAAGUCUCAACAUUUUAGGCAUUCAACCUCAUGCCUUGUCUAACAACCUAAAUUGCCUUAAAGUUUACUCAUUUAAACCAUGUGCUGCAUCAUUCAGAGCCCAACAAGUUUCUAUUCUCUGAGUGAAUCGUAAUUGUCAUUGCUGUUAAAAAGUUCUAUGUGGAAUCUUUUCCUAUUUUUGUUUCAUUUGGAUAUCUAACAUUCUAGCUAAUCAAUUUUCCCCAUAGGCACUACCUAAUCGUUUCAGCAGUGACCAAUCUUUUGGUGAAUCUACUUGGUGUUUGGUUCUUUCGGGCCUAUGCUCGUGUUAAUAUUGUUUACAGGAAAGCUGAGGAUAUGAACUACCACUCCGUCUGCCUUCAUGUUCUUUCAGAUUCAAUCCGGAGUGCAGGUUUGAUCCUGGCAUCAUGGUUUCUGACUUUGGGGGUUGAGAAUGCAGAAGUUCUAUGCUUGGGACUAGUUUCAGUUGCGGUGUUCAUGGUUGUCCUGCCACUGUUCAAAGCAACUGGCGGCAUCUUGCUCCAAAUGGCUCCUGCCAAUGUUUCCCCUUCUGCCUUCAGCAAAUGCUGGAGACAGGUAACUGCUCUUGAGGAUGUUUCUGAAGUUUCUCAAGCUCGGUUUUGGGAACUGGUGCCUGGUCAUGCCAUUGGGUCUUUGUUAAUACAG